This is a messenger RNA of Manduca sexta (tobacco hornworm), 3430 nucleotides long. RefSeq lists its product as uncharacterized. Gene Ontology annotation, molecular function: peptidyl-prolyl cis-trans isomerase activity. The record is from RefSeq and is a predicted model, not a curated record. Lineage: Eukaryota; Metazoa; Arthropoda; Insecta; Lepidoptera; Sphingidae. The transcript has 2 exons. Gene Ontology annotation, biological process: protein peptidyl-prolyl isomerization. The coding region runs from base 989 to 2494 and encodes 501 amino acids.
GCGACGGUCACUGGUCAAACCGUCAGGUGGCAGCGCACUUGCAGCGAACACACGACGCCGCGGCGCUCCGCGGUUAUGCAACGCAGCGGUGCGGCGGUCGACACGCCCGCCCGCGAUCGAUACCGUGCGUGGAGGGUCGAGGCCGCGAAGCGCCCGACACCGUGGCCGCCCGUCGCGCGCCGCCGACAUAUCAACACGAAUCGCAAUCGACUGCGAGUGCCGCUAGAUAACCGGUCACUGUGAUAAAACUUGCAACGGCGGCCGGCGGGAACGCACCGCGACUACUGCCCGCGCCAGUCUUUAUCAACCUAAUGUCACGUCGAACCGCGUGAAGUUGCUCACGGUGGAAGCGUACCCGACGCUCUAACUUCGCCGCGGCGACACUCCAUAUGUGAUUUUGAUGUGCAAUGAAAUAUGAAAAGGUGUAUUUUUAAAAUAGAUAUUAUAGCAAAACCGUUUUACUUCAAUAAAUAUAAGUUUAGUAAAAAUACCUUUCACUUAAAAAAUUGACAUUUAAUCAGCCAGUGCUCUUUAGUGGUUUACCUAUAUGUAAAAUCAAUUUAGUAUUCUGUUUAUCAAGUAUAUAAAUUAAAGAUAUUCCGAUGAAAGUAAAUAACGUUAGAUUUUGUGUAUGUAUAUGGAAUGCACGAAGAUACCUCGCAACAAAGUUACGUCGUCGGGAUGUAAUCUGUUGAUUGAACGACGUGAAGCACCGCGCAGAAACCAGAAACAACAUGGCGUGUGUACACAAAACGUAAAAUGAUGUGGCAGGCCACAUCGAUUCCGGGACACUAGACAAUAUAAGUGGAGGCACCCGAGGCCGGCGCUCCAGCGAACGCAAGCCUGGGAAAAAUGUAAUCGAACCGAGCAACGCGACACUUCGGUUCCGAGCGCUCGCCCUCCGCGGGACAAAGGUCCGGCCCGGCCCCAUGCCGCGCACGCCCGCCGCGUGACCGCCUCGCCCAGCUUCGCCGGCCUGGCUGACCAGAUGGCGAACUCUCCGCUCGGCGACAUCGAGGAGCUGACGCUGUGCUCGAGCUGCCGGCGCAUGUUCGACGACGGAGACCAUGCGCCCAAGCUGCUCGCGUGCAAGCACCACUUCUGCCUCGCGUGCGCGCGGACCGUGCUCGACGCCGGGCGCGACGUGUACUGCGCGCAUUGCUGGAAGCGCACCGAGCUGCCCGACGGACGCGCCGAAUCCCUGCCUACGCACGGGCCGGUGCUUGCGCUGACGCGUCGCCUCGCGCUGCCGCCGCCCGACGGCAUAGUCGCGAUGCCGCUGUCCCCUGAGGAUGGCACGUGCGCUGCGCACGCGCUGCCGGCGCUGUGGUGCUGCGUGUGCUCGGUGCGAGCUUGCCGCGCUUGUCCUGCGCAUUCGUCGCACUCGCACGCGCUGCGCCCCACGCACGAGGCGCGCGCACUGCUGGCUCGCGAAACGCGCGACCUCCGCACCGAUCUGCAGCGACUCGCCGUGCGCCAACGCGACCUACUAUUGCGCGCGCUUGACGCGGCCACCGUCCUGAAACUGCGGCUCGAAGGGGAGCUGGCGGCCGCUCCGACCGACUCGGCGACUGGAAGCGGCUCUAGCUCGCUGGCCGCCUGCGCUGCUGAGCGCGACCGCGUGCGCGCGCGACAUGCCGAAGCGCUUGCGAUGGCACGCCUCGACGAUCUCGUCCGGUACGCGACGGUUCCUCUCGAUUUUGAAAUGAUGCGGCGCGCGUUAGGAGGUGCAAGCACGGGCUUGCUAUCGGUGGCGGCGGGUGUCGAGCGACGGGACCCGGUGUUGCUGCUGGGCAACUACUGUGCGGCGCAGAUGUUCGCGAGGCAAUGGGCGCGGCGCCGAGGACCCGAACCGGCGGGAGGCGAGGCGGAGGCACGCAGCGCGGCGGUGCCGGCGGGCGAGGCGGCGGCGGAGGCGGCAGGGGAGCCGGCGCCGGCGUCGGGUGCGGCAUCGGUCGCGUCCAUGACGUCGCCGCCGGUACGAGCUCCUGGAGGCUUCCCUUUGUUCUUCUUUGAAUUGGAAAUGAAUGGCGCGCCAUUCGGGCGCAUCGUGAUCGAGGUACGUGAUGACGUGGCGCCGCGGAUGGCGCGCAACUUCACCGUGCUCUCAACGGGUGAGCUCGGCGUCGGGUAUCGCGGUUGCAGCGUGUUCCAGUGCUGGGAGAACGAAAGUGUCAUCACGGGCGACUUCGAACUGAACAACGGCCGCGGCGGGCGAAGUGUGUUUGAGGAGAGCUUCUUCAUGCCGGACGACACGCGCAUGGUGGCGGUGCGCGGCUCGGUGGGCAUGCGCCGCUCGCAAAAGCGGCACGAUAACCUCGGCCUGGUCGGUUCGCAAUUCCGCAUCGUGCUGCGCGAGAUGCGUGGCUUCACCGCCAUCUUUGCGUUCGUGGUGGAAGGGCUCGAGCUCGUCGACCGGCUGAGCCGCACCGGCGACAGCGCCGGCAAACCACACAGUACCAUCCUCAUCUCAGACUGCGGAAAACUCAACUGAACGCAGAAUCCCGCCUGUUACCCUUUGUUCCCGCAUAUCGGUUAUCCUCUCAUACCAACGAUCUCUACAAUUUCGUACCUAUUUCGUAUUUCUCGGACCAAUGGUUUCCUCUUGUAAGCACCUCGGAACUAUUUUUGUAUGCAUAGUAUUUAUUAAGCGUUUGGAAGUGUUUAUGAAAUUUUGAAUAUUGUCGGCUUGAGCUUCGGUGGCCGCCCUAUGGUUCGCGGCCCGCGGCGAGCCGGGCCUACACUCGGUGCUGUUCGCGGAGUGUUAUAUUUUUGUUAUAAGUGUGUGCGGCACGCGACGGCGGCGUGGUCGCGUCGCGUCCGUUAGUUGUAAGUAUUGAUAAAUAAAUGAUUGUAACGUUCCGGUCGUAUGUGUGUCACUAUAGAUGUUAUAUAUUAUAGAGUUUAUAUAAACGUAUAGUUAUGAAGUCGCAGCGCGGGCGCGGCCGCGGCGGAGGUGGCGACGGCGCCCGCACGCGACGCGCCACGCGGCGUACGGCGGAGCGCGAACUCGGCGGAACUCGGCAGAGUGUACGACACGAAUUAUAUCGUGAUAUUGUCCGAGAGUUUACAAGACUGUGAUGACGCGUAGGUAGCGGAGGCGAAGGCCGAGGCACGUCUCGGCGGUCAGUGCCUGCUUUCUUAUCGUUUUAUUAUAGUAUACGCUGUAGGUUAAACUCUACAGCCGCGGCGGGCGCGUACUGUUAACUUUAUUUUUCUAUGUACCAAAGGCGCGGCGCGUGUGGCGCCCUCUAUAGAGAUGUUGUAAUUCGUGUUGACUAUAUUCAUAUUAUACGGUAGCGGCGUUUGGUUUUGUCGAUAUAUAGUUUAUGUGCGUGGCGAGUGUUGUUAAUGUGCGCGCGCUGGUCCGGGCCUCGGCGCCUCGGCCCAGUGCGCCUCGUGAUAAAUAAAUAUGUCUAUGAACCAACUA